Messenger RNA from Dioszegia hungarica, 3363 nucleotides. RefSeq lists its product as uncharacterized. Gene Ontology annotation, cellular component: plasma membrane. Gene Ontology annotation, biological process: intracellular iron ion homeostasis; copper ion import; iron ion transport. Gene Ontology annotation, molecular function: ferric-chelate reductase activity. The transcript has 10 exons. The coding region runs from base 1 to 3363 and encodes 1120 amino acids. The record is from RefSeq and is a predicted model, not a curated record. Lineage: Eukaryota; Fungi; Basidiomycota; Tremellomycetes; Tremellales; Bulleribasidiaceae.
AUGACCGUCUUUGGAGCGACUACAGCCGUCGUGGCGGCGACGCCGUACACCCCGCCCUACAAGUAUGUGACGAGCUAUGCGCCAGCUCCUAGCGUGACGGGGAGUAUAACGAAGCCGAUAUCGAACAAUCCUACUGUACCGGACGGUACGAGCUCGGCUGACUAUGCCUGGGCUUACCUGUCAGCUCACAUGAUGAGCUGGCCGUCUUACCGGUACAUAUAUCUCCUCUGGAUAGUCCUUGCGGUCAUUGCGGUCCUCUACAUCAUCUCGCACCAGGCCCGGCUCGGCGCCUCAUCUACCGGAGCUGUCCUCUCGAAAUGGGCCAUCCGGCGUCAACCUAUCGGCAAGCGGCGCUCUGGAGGCGCUCGAGGUCGCGCACUAGCCAGCAACGGUAUUCUCCUCAUAUCGGCUAUUCUACUGCUCAUCGCACUCAUCCUCACCUUUGUUGGACCAGACUACAUCGCCCCGACGCUCGGCGUCCUCUCUUUCCGGAAGCGCCAAUUCCUAUCGCCUGGCCAGAUCCAGUACGCCUCGCCAAGCUACACUAUCCACAAGUCCAUCUGGACCAUCGCGUCCCGGCUUGGCGACACCGCUUUCGCCCUUACCCCACUGACUGUCCUCCUCGCGAUGAAAUCGCCGCCCGUGGCCAUCCUCGCGUGGAGGGGUCUGGCGCACCUCUAUUCGGACAAACUGGCGACGUUUCACAAGGUCACGGCGUGGAUGGUCUGGGGAGCGACGACGGCGCAUGUGGCGUUAUGGACGGUGCAGCUGUUUCUGGAUAGGCGGAAUGGGUCGGCAACGUGGUUUGCGAUGUGGACGAAUUAUCGGUUCAUUGCGGGUGUGGUGGCGUAUACGGCUUUGACGGGUGUCAUGGUGGCUAGCUUCAGGAUAGUCAGGCAGAAGCAGUACGAGUUCUUCUAUGUUGUCCACGUCGUGCUGGUCUUCCUCACUAUAGCUCUCUCAGCGCUACACCACCCGGUUCUCUGGUUCUGGAUGGCCGCGGCCCUCGGGAUCUGGGCUCUCGAGCGACUGUUCCGCCUCUUCCGCUUUUGGCGAAUCAACAGCGGAUCCUCCAAGUCCUCUUCUCGGCGGGCCAACAACUCCACCCUCCUCGCGAGCCAAUACGAGGACCUCCCCCAGUCCGACUCGUACGCCAUGGCUGACCUCCCCUCGCGUACCUCUUACGUCGACAAGACACUCCCUCGCCCGCCUGGGCUGUCUGGUCUUGAUUCGCCCGGCGAGUGGUCGCCUGCCAGUACGCCCCGCGGGAGCCACAGCCGGGGCGCAAGUGGCGGGUAUGCCGAGGGGAGUCUACAGCCCCUCGGUGCAUUCGAUGGGCGGUAUAGCACCGCUGGAUCUACUGCGGGGUCUACAGGCCUAAAUGGUGGAUUUAACCGGAUCACUCACCCGCCAGCAUCAUCCACCCCCGCUCUUGCUCCCAUCCCGGUUGGCCUGGCGCUCGCUCAACUUCUCCCCUCCCGGACUAUCCGCCUGACGAUUCACGCGGGCCGUCUAACGAAAUGGGCGCCGGGGCAGAAUAUCCUGCUCUACCUGCCUGAUUUGUCCGCUAUACAAUCCCACCCUUUUACGAUCACCAACCCGCCAAAUUCCGAUGGCGAGAUCAUCGUACUCGUCAAAGCUCGCAAGGGGCUCACGCGGCAGCUGUACAAUAUCAUUCGAGAGCGAUAUCAGUACAAUAUGUCCGUUGGGGCUGGGUCUGCCGGGCUGAGGGGAAGAGACGAGAAGGGUCGGGGGCAAGGUAAGGAGGGCGUGGACGUGCCGCCCGUGUUAAUCAGAGCGAAGGUGGAUGGGCCCUUCGGGUCUGCUGUACGGGUAAGGUGGGGAGAUCACGCAACGGUGGUCAUCAUCUGCGGAGGGAGUGGGGUGAGCUUUGGUGUGGCGGUGCUGGAGGGAGUAUGCAAGAGUAUCAGGGAAAGGAAAGGCGGUAAGACGAGGAGAAUCCGAUUCUGCUGGAUCGCGAGGGAGUAUGCCGAGAUUGCAUGGGUCGCGCAUCAGCUUCAACGAUGCCAAACCCUCCUUCCGCCCGCCCAGCUGCAGAUCGAGAUAUACAUCACCAACUCCGUUCCACUCCCCUCUCACGACCUCGCACCUCCUCGUGCGGCAUUCGCUAAAUCGACCCCUCGUGCCUCUUCACCCGGAAGCGACCACACCCUCGGUCGACGUUCCGCUUCGAUGGACUCGAUCGCUUCCGUCGCGUCAGAUAUGUCCAUCGACUCGCCCAUGGGUAUGGGCUAUUCGGACCAUUUGGAAGUGGACGAGCACCUGUCGGAGAACUACGCGGACGUCAUCGAUUUGACGAAUUAUGAAGAUGAGGAGGAUGUGGCCGAUCCGAGGGAAGAAGCGCUCAGUAGCAGUGUGAGGGAACAGGGGAAGAUUCGGCGCGCACGUAGGAGGGGUAUGGCUCAAUCCAGGAGUGCGCCGAUGGGGUUCUCGGGCAGUCAGGAUCAGGGAAUACACCAUCCCCCUCUCAGGUCGGGACGGUCGAAUCUGGCCUUGUCGGCUUAUGAUCAGCUUGAACCUGCUGGAUCGCCCGGUCAGGGUCGUCGUUCCUUCGACCAUCAACCAUCGCCUUCGCCCGACGCCCGCCAACCCCGUCCUUCUACCUCAUACGACGCUUCUCCCCGCCCUUCCUCUUCGAACCCGUACGCCCAGCCCCGACCGAGCUCGUCUCUCGCGCCCCCGCCCGCCACCCUCCCCGUACACCAACCCCAGCACAGCAAGCGCAAUUCCUACGCUUCGUCGUAUGCUGAUUCUUAUGCCGCGUACGACCCCUUCUCCGGUGGGCACGGAGGAAUCCGCGCCAAUUCGCCCGGAUCGAGCAUGCACGGCGGGUAUUUCGGGGACGACGACCGCGGGUCUAUAGCGGGGGACAGCAUGCGCCCUAUCCACCCGAACGGACCCGGGGGAUAUGGGAGCGGGGCGGAGUCGCCUGGUAUAGGCGGGUUCAGGGCGAGUCGGACGGGCAGUAUGGUAUUGCUUGAUGAAGCGGCCUUUGGGUCUAAUCGGCUCAGUCAAGCUGCGGGCGCAGAAGCGGGCGGUGGAGGAGGUUCGAAGGGGUUUAAGGCCGCCGCAUUGGGUGAGGGGCUGUGGGUCGAUCAGGCGGACUAUGAGGCCAUGGCUACUCUCAGCGAGUAUGCGAUUGCGGGCAAGCCAGCGCUGGGGACGAUGCUAGAGGAGGAGAUUGCGAGUGCUGUGGGGAGUCUGAUCGUUACGACUUGUGGACCUACCACGCUCAAUACGGUUGUCCGGAACUUGGUGUCAAAACACAUCAGCCCGUCCAAGAUCCGGAAUGGGGACAAGAGUGGGCAUAUCGCCAUUUACAGCGAGGACUACGACGCAUGA